Molecule: messenger RNA, 1801 nt
Organism: Jatropha curcas
Lineage: Eukaryota; Viridiplantae; Streptophyta; Magnoliopsida; Malpighiales; Euphorbiaceae
Product: beta-glucosidase 18
Biological process (GO): carbohydrate metabolic process
Molecular function (GO): beta-glucosidase activity
Source: RefSeq, a predicted model, not a curated record
UAUAUCCCAAGGAGUGAGCUCCGCUCUUGCCUAGUUAUAACAAGAGUGAGGGAGAAGAUUAAGCUGAAAGAUGAAGAAACUGGUCUGUUUUGUGUUUGUAUCACUUUUAACGAUGAAGGUGUGUUCAUCUUUGGACCGUAGUCACUUCCCUCCUUCAUUUUUGUUUGGGACAGCAACUUCUUCCUACCAGGUGGAAGGAGCAUACCUGGAAGCCAAUAAAGGCCUCAGCAAUUGGGAUGUAUUUUCUCACUUACCAGGAAAAAUCAAGGAUGGAAGCAAUGGAGAUGUCGCGGAUGAUCAUUAUCAUUUAUAUUUGGAAGACAUAGAGUUGAUGCAUUCCCUUGGAGUAAAUUCAUACAGAUUCUCUAUUUCGUGGUCUAGAGUCCUUCCAAAGGGCAGAUUUGGGAAUGUUAAUGCAGCUGGGAUUGAAUAUUAUAAUAACCUUACCGAUGCUCUUUUACUCAAAGGUAUACAACCAUUUGUUACUUUGAACCAUUACGAUGUCCCUCAAGAAUUAGAAGACCGAUAUGGUUCUUGGCUGAGUCCUCAAAUACAGGAAGAUUUUGGGCACUUUGCAGAAGUGUGCUUCCAGGCAUUUGGGGACAGGGUGAAGUAUUGGAUUACAUUAAAUGAGCCCAACGUUAUGGCCCAAGCUAGCUACUACAGUGGUCAAUAUCCACCUUCCCGAUGCUCUUACCCUAUCGGAAAAUGCAAAGCUGGGGACUCUGAAUUAGAGCCUUACGUUGCUGCUCAUAAUAUGAUACUCUCACAUGCCACUGCAACUCAAAUUUAUAAAAACAAGUAUCAGGAAAAACAAGGAGGGCAGAUUGGCAUUGUAUUGCAUGUCUAUUGGUUUGAACCACUAAGAGAUAUUCCAGUUGAUUUUUUUGCUACUCAGCGAGCUCUAGCUUUCUAUGCUGCUUGGUUUAUGGAUCCAAUUAUGUAUGGAGAGUAUCCACCCGAGAUGCAACAGAUAGUAGGGCUAAGGCUACCAAAAUUUUCAGUGGAGGACAGGAAGAAAUUGGAGAGCAAAUUGGAUUUUAUUGGAAUAAACCAUUAUAGCACUCUCUAUGCAAAGGAUUGUUUGGUGUCAUCUUGCAAUAUUACUACUGAUAUCAUUGCUGAUUCGUUUGCUUAUAUAACUGGAGAGAGAGAUGGGGUUCUUAUAGGACAACCAACUGCAAUGCCCACUUUCUAUGUUGUUCCAAAUAGUAUGGAAAAGACAAUUAUGUACUUCAAAAACAGAUACAACAACACACCUAUGUUCAUUACUGAAAAUGGAUACGCACAGCCUAGCAGCAAGGCCAUUGAAGAUAUGCUAAACGACACAAGUAGGAUAGAGUAUAUGCAAAGUUACCUCACUUCUUUGGCAGCAGCACUGAGGAAGGGAGCGGAUGUGAGAGGGUACUUCCAUUGGUCUCUGAUAGACAACUUUGAGUGGAGAUAUGGUUACACCAUUUGUUUUGGGUUAUAUUACGUGGAUCGAACCACAUUGCAGAGGACGCCCAAACAAUCAGCUAAAUGGUUCCAUCAAUUCCUUAAAAAUGAAGCUCCUAAAUACCUUUUUGCCCAACAAUGAAAACGGACACUACUACUUGUAUAGAUUGUUGCAAAUUCUGUGUUUUACAUUCCAUAUAGCACAUUGCUAUCCUCAAAUCAGCCAGCCAUAUCUCCGUGUGCUAUAUAUAUAUAAAAAACAUAUGCAUAUCUAUUAUUCUUAAGGACUAGUGUUGCAACUUAUUCUAGGGGAGCAGAAUUUUGAAAAUAGGUGUUUAAAAUAAAAUUUCGUAUAUUUUAACCA